This is a messenger RNA of Triplophysa dalaica, 766 nucleotides long. RefSeq names its product prefoldin subunit 1 (gene pfdn1). The record is from RefSeq and is a predicted model, not a curated record. Gene Ontology annotation, cellular component: cytoplasm; prefoldin complex. Bases 29 to 397 code for a protein of 122 amino acids. Lineage: Eukaryota; Metazoa; Chordata; Actinopteri; Cypriniformes; Nemacheilidae. Gene Ontology annotation, biological process: protein folding. Gene Ontology annotation, molecular function: protein folding chaperone. The transcript has 4 exons.
GCGCAGUAGCGCAUUUUACCUCAGCAUCAUGGCGGCCCCCGUGGACCUCGAGCUAAAGAAGGCUUUCUCAGAGCUCCAGUCCAAAAUGAUUGACACACAGCAGAAGGCGAAGCUUGCAGACCUGCAGAUCGAACAGCUGAGUCGUAUGAAGAAACACGCCAACUUCACACAUGCAGAGAUCACCCUGCUCGUCAACAGCACCCGCAUGUACGAGGGAGCAGGACGCAUGUUCAUUUUACAGUCAAAAGAUGAGAUUUCAAAUCAGCUUUUAGAGAAGCAGAAAACAGCAGAUGACAAGAUCAAGGAGCUUGAGCAAAAGAAGACGUACCUUGAGCGCAGUGUUAAAGAAGCAGAGGAUAACAUAAGAGAGAUGCUGAUGUCCAGGAGAGCCCAGUGAAACUCCACACCCAUCCACACGCCAUAAAACCUGCUCCAUCAACUUUGUAUAACCAUCCCCUUAGUUUAUUCAUGCUUCUAGCAUGUGCUCUAGAAUACUCAUGACAGCCGAGCAAGAGUAAGAGUCAUUUGUCAGCUAAAGAGAGGAAGUUUAUUUAAGUGAGUCUUCAAAUGAAUGUACUGUUUACAGUCUGUCUAAUAUACCCUCUUGUGACCUCUUAGUUGAACUUUCACACCAUUCUGUAAGUUGUUAUUUGCUGUUAGAAUUCUUUAUAGAUUUCUCAUGGUAUGUAAAAUACAAUAAAGGGUGCAUAAUGUUUUUUUGUGUAAGCAGGUGUGAACAUGGUAAUAAAGAUGACUUUAAAAGACA